GCGACAUUACUCUCCAGGUAUAUGAGACUUUUCUGAUUUUUGUCUUAUUCAUUCGCUACUUGCAUUGCUUCUACCUCCAUGCUUUUGGAUAUUAUUCCCCACGUCAUGGAUAUUAUAACAGAUGUACACCCAAAUGCUUCGUCGCUAGUUGGUAGUAGAAAUCCUCUACUGCCCAGAAUAACAUCACCUCAGCAGACGCCAGCAAACAACAUUCGUCGGAAGGGAUCUUUCAUCAGGGCAAUCCCAGACUCUUCAGAAGAAUCUCCCUUGAGUUCUGACAAUUCAAUAUUCGAAGCAUUCUUAUUUUCCAACAGCAAUAGUGAGGACAGUGUACACAAAUUUGAUACAUUACCACGUUCUAAACAAGCGGCCUGCGAGGUUUCUUCAUCUAAUGACGAAAACAUGAGACAAACAUCAACCUCAACUCAACUCGAUACUACAGUCACCACGGAGUUUCUCUAUGGCCAUGGUACAGUCCUGGAUACCAUAACGGAACAAAAGAGUUAUGGCACUAUGCGUAGUGUCACUCGUACCAAAUCCGCAGAUGACAUCUCUACUUCCCCACUUCUUGGCCAUCGCGAUAGUUUUACAAUAGCCAAGAAUCGUCCUCGGCAUAAGCAAUCUUUCAGUCUGGAUGAUAUAUGGUGCAUUAAGGAUUCCUAUCAUGACGCAUGUGCCAUGAUUGACCAAGCUGCCCGACGCAGGUUAUCCAUCCAUGAAGUCUAUGCCAAACCCAAAGAACCUCUUCUUGCACCCCCAGAACGCCCUGAUACACCACCAGGCUGUCCCUCCUGGACUGAAGCACAAAAACCUGGUCCACGCCAGCAUUUAAUUCCUCAUCAUACUCGUCUUCAAAGACUACUAAGAAUGCCAUCAUCGGGGCUCACACUUUCACCAACACCUGCGAGAUCUUUUUUCACUGGGAGGGUAGUAUCUGCUCCAGGACUUACACGACUCCCUCCUCGCUUCCGGGCCCCAAGAAGUGUUUACUCAGCCAUCGAUACUCAUCCAUUUAGCAGUGCACCAGUCCAUAAAAUUGAUCCUGAACCACCAAUCGAAGCACCGCGUCCUAUUGUAGCUCCAAUCUUAAGCCAUCAUCCUCGAACCUCUUCGCUGCCCUCAGCUGCUCCACUGACAUCAACACACCCAACCGGCAAAGGAAAGGGAAAAGCCAAAUCCAAAUUCGUUCGUUUCACCCCCUCAGCCACUGCCCGCGACUCCGAAUUACUUAAUUUGCAACACGCGAUGGAAGCAACUAGUUCGACGGCUCUUCACCCCUUAGUCGAUCACAAUUCCAACUCUCAUUCUGUACUAAUCAAGACACCAACAUGUCCGCAUAGAAGAAAAAGACGAGAAAAUAUGAAUGAUGUGAAUCCAAGGUUUAAUUCGCCGGUUGAUACUUAUCAAGUUCCAAGAAGCAACCAAUAUCUGCCACUUGCGUCUGUGGCCAGUCUUCCCAGACUGCAGAUGCCUAAUAUAAGGGGCUUGCGAUCGAUGGGCGAUUCGGCCGUUUCGCUUCAUGCUUCUGCGUAUUCUGGCGAGAGACAUCCUACUUCAAUUGAUAUCAAUCAUAGCAUCAAUGGAGAAAAUGAUGGGAUUCGUAGAGCCUCUCUCUCUCCCUCUCUCAUCAGCUACAUCAAUGCCGAAUUCCCAAAUACAAGUCGAGACGACGUCGAUCUCGGCAUUAUCGAUCUGGAACGUGAAAAUCGCACAAGUGUUCAUACGAGAUCUCCAGGUACACCAUUAACUUCUCGAUCGGCGUCCGCAAAUACGAGCGCGAAUGCGAGUGGAUAUUUCAUGUCUGGCGCAUUGCAUAUCCCGCAUGUGGAGAGGGGUGAACAGCAAGCGCUUAAUGUGCCGAUUUUGACGGGGGCGAGAAUGAUGAGUGUGUGGAGUCCGGGGUUGAGGAUGGCUGGUGAUGGUUAUGGGACGGGGGUUACUGAGGGAGAUUUAGAUAUUGCUGCGAGAGGGGAGGAUAAAAAGGAGAGCGAUGAGAGUCUUUGUUGGAAGUGUAAAGUUAUAGGUGCGACGAGGAAAGUGGAAGAUUGGUUGGACAGGGGGAGCGAUUGGCUUUGCUUUGUUUGUUGUGGGAGGUGGGAGGAGGGGGGCGAGGAGGAGAGGGGGGAAGGAGCGGACCGGAGAGAGGCAGAGAGGAGGAGGAGAAUUGUUUUGGGGGGAGUACCGGGAGUGGGGAUUUAGGCGAUGGGAGGAAAUGAUAGAAUUGAGGAGAUUCUGCAUAACUAGUGUAUUGGUAUAAACGGAAACAGUUGAUAGAUGUAGAAAUGGAAAGGUAUGGAGUGUGAGGAUAUGCGUUAGGGAACCAAAGGGCGGGGAAAUUAGAAGACAUUGGUUUUGAGCUUGUUUUUGCUUGGCAUAACUACAAACUUCGACCCAAUACCUAUCAAUAAAAGCUUCAGCAUUCAUUAUUUCAUGCAUUGGAAAUACAUUAAACUUUUUCAAUUAGUUUAGUCUAAUGGGUAACA
Molecule: messenger RNA, 2483 nt
Organism: Botrytis cinerea B05.10
Lineage: Eukaryota; Fungi; Ascomycota; Leotiomycetes; Helotiales; Sclerotiniaceae
Exons: 1
Coding region: 79-2199 (706 amino acids)
Source: RefSeq, a predicted model, not a curated record